Messenger RNA from Mercenaria mercenaria, 437 nucleotides. Its product is annotated as complement C1q-like protein 2. NCBI's taxonomy places the organism in Eukaryota, Metazoa, Mollusca, Bivalvia, Venerida, Veneridae. The record is from RefSeq and is a predicted model, not a curated record. The transcript has 2 exons. Gene Ontology annotation, molecular function: protein binding. The coding region runs from base 16 to 339 and encodes 107 amino acids.
UUACUAUUUGAAAUAAUGUUAUUGUCGAUAUGUUGUAGGUAUAACCCUGUCGAUGGAAUAUUUACUGCACCUGUCACAGGAACAUAUGUGUUUUUCUGGCUGAAUACAAAUAAGGAUCGCAGUUUUAUGAACACAGAGCUUGUGAAGAACGCUGUUGUUUUUGGUAAAUCGAUGUCAGAUUCAUAUAACCACGAUGACUAUGCAGCGUCUUCCAAUACAGCCGUUUUGCAUGUUAAAGAAGGAGAAGAGGUCUGGGUUCGAUGUGGGACUUGGCACAGCGCUGUGAUAGCUGGAGACUUCUACUCUACGUUUUCUGGCUGGCUCCUGUACGAAGGUUAAAAUAACAGGUUGCUUUACCUCGUCUGUUAUGUUGCAUAUAAAAUGAAUGAAAUAAAAUGUUAUUUUCAUUUCUUGCAAUUAAAUGGACAUGCCUUCCU